AAUUUAUUUUCUUCUCAAGCAACACAGAUGGUCAAUAGGUUGUUUCUAAAGACACAUGAGUAAAAUGGAUAGAGGCAAUCAAUCUGUGGUGUCAGAAUUUGUGAUUUGGGGACUUUCCCACUCACAGAAUCUUCAAGUCUUACUCUUUGUGAUGUUUUUGAUAUUAUAUCUUCUCAUCGUGUCUGGAAAUAUUGUCAUCAUGGUCUUAAUCACCACUGACCCCCAUCUCCAUUCCCCCAUGUACUUCCUGUUGGCCAACUUGUCCUUUGUUGAUAUGUGGCUUUCCUCAGUCACCACUCCUAAGAUGAUCACAAACUUUCUCAGGAAACACAAAACCAUUUCAUUUUCAGGCUGCAUGUCCCAGGUCUUCUUUGCCCAUUGCAUUGCUGCAGGAGAGAUGGUGUUGCUGGUGGUAAUGGCUUAUGACCGCUAUGUGGCCAUCUGCAAACCACUCCACUACUUCACCAUUAUGAACCUGAAAAGAUGCACUGGGUUGGUGUUGACUUCCUGGACCAUUGGCUUUGUGCAUGCCAUGAGUCAUCUUGUAGUGAUUGUGGAGCUGCCUUUUUGUGGACCCAAGGAAAUUGAUAGUUUUUUCUGUGACAUGCUAUUGGUAAUCAAGCUAGCCUGCAUAGAUUCCCAUGAUCUGGAUAUUUUAAUGAAUGCUGACUGUGGACUUGUGGGUGUAACCUGCUUCAUUCUGUUGCUCAUUUCCUACACAUAUAUCCUUAUCACUGUUCGCCAGAGCUCUAAAGCUGGUGCAUCUAAGGCUCUGUCCACAUGUACUGCCCACCUCACAGUAGUGAUGAUAUUUUUUGUGCCCUGCAUCUUCAUCUAUGUGUGGCCACUCGAUAUCACCUGGUUAGACAAAUUUCUUGCUGUGUUUUACUCUGUUUUUACACCUCUCCUAAAUCCAGCCAUUUAUACACUUAGAAAUAAAGAGAUGAAAAAUGCUAUGAAAAGGUUUAUUAACAACUACGUGGAUUCCAAGGAAAACUACUAA
Peromyscus leucopus (white-footed mouse) is the source of this 1003-nucleotide messenger RNA. RefSeq names its product olfactory receptor 4K3-like. Bases 56 to 1003 code for a protein of 315 amino acids. Gene Ontology annotation, cellular component: membrane. Gene Ontology annotation, biological process: G protein-coupled receptor signaling pathway. The transcript is spliced from 2 exons. Gene Ontology annotation, molecular function: olfactory receptor activity; G protein-coupled receptor activity. Lineage: Eukaryota; Metazoa; Chordata; Mammalia; Rodentia; Cricetidae. The record is from RefSeq and is a predicted model, not a curated record.